GGGCCAGUUUAUGUGGGAACAGGAUGCAUGUUCCGUCGAUUUGCUCUUUAUGGGUUUGAUCCCCCUAAAAGUGAUGAUACCUCAAAGGGUACAGAGACACAAGCUUUGAGAGCCACGGAUUUUGAUCCUGAUCUUGAUGUCAAUUUAUUACCUAAGCGUUUUGGAAAUUCCACAAUGCUAGCUGAAUCUAUACCUAUUGCUGAAUUCCAAGGCCGUCCGGUUGCUGAUCACCCCGCUGUUAAGUAUGGACGACCUCCUGGCAUUCUUAGGGUCCCUAGAGAACCACUUGAUGCAACGACAGUAGCUGAAGCUGUCUCUGUCAUUUCUUGUUGGUACGAGGACAAGACUGAAUGGGGUGAUCGUGUUGGUUGGAUUUACGGUUCAGUUACUGAAGAUGUCGUGACAGGGUACCGUAUGCAUAACCGUGGAUGGCGCUCCGUCUACUGUAUCACCAAGCGUGAUGCCUUUCGAGGAUCAGCUCCAAUCAAUCUCACUGAUAGACUCCAUCAAGUGCUCAGAUGGGCAACAGGCUCUGUAGAGAUUUUCUUCUCUAGAAACAAUGCUUUGCUUGGGACCAAAAAACUCAAAUUCCUCCAGCGCUUGGCUUACCUCAAUGUUGGUGUAUAUCCUUUCACCUCAUUAUUCCUAAUUGUCUACUGCUUCCUCCCUGCACUCUCACUCUUAUCGGGCCACUUUAUCGUGAAAAACCUCAAUAUUGUUUUCCUCAUCUAUCUCUUGACUAUAUCAAUUUGCCUCAUCGCAUUGGCAAUCUUGGAAGUGAAAUGGUCCGGCGUGGGACUGGAAGAAUGGUGGAGAAAUGAACAGUUUUGGCUCAUUUCUGGAACCAGUGCCCACUUCGCUGCUGUCGUACAAGGCCUUCUCAAAGUUAUUGCAGGAAUCGAGAUUUCUUUCACACUUACUUCUAAAUCCUCAGGAGAUGACAAUGAAGAUAUUUAUGCAGAUUUGUACUUAGUGAAAUGGACUUCUUUGAUGAUCCCACCAAUUGUUAUAGGGAUGAUUAACAUUAUUGCAAUGGUAGUUGCAUUCUCAAGAACAAUUUACAGUUCAAUUCCUCGAUGGAGCAAGUUCAUUGGUGGAGCAUUCUUCAGUUUCUGGGUGUUAGCUCAUUU
Messenger RNA from Olea europaea var. sylvestris, 1130 nucleotides. RefSeq names its product cellulose synthase-like protein D4. Gene Ontology annotation, cellular component: trans-Golgi network; plasma membrane. The transcript has 2 exons. Gene Ontology annotation, biological process: plant-type primary cell wall biogenesis; cellulose biosynthetic process. The annotation marks the transcript as partial. Gene Ontology annotation, molecular function: cellulose synthase (UDP-forming) activity; mannan synthase activity. The record is from RefSeq and is a predicted model, not a curated record. Lineage: Eukaryota; Viridiplantae; Streptophyta; Magnoliopsida; Lamiales; Oleaceae.